Closterium sp. Naga37s-1 is the source of this 808-nucleotide messenger RNA. Lineage: Eukaryota; Viridiplantae; Streptophyta; Zygnematophyceae; Desmidiales; Closteriaceae. The record is from the annotation of a GenBank genome assembly.
AUGGAGCGCGUGUUGAAGGGGUUGGAUAAGGUCUCGAGCGCAGCAGAGGCGCACACCCGCCGGUGGUCGCAGCAGUUGCUUCCGGACCUGCUCGCCCUGCUCUCCUCGGCCUCUGCCAUCCUCGAUAGACUCCCUGUGCUUCUCAGUCCAGCCAACUACGGAGUGUUGCAGCUGUCUCCUCCUAUGGAUCCCUCGUCCACCCCUCCUCCACUUCUGCACCUCUCUCCGCUCAUGCCGCCCCCCUUCGAUGCCUCUGGUGCCUCUUCUGCACCUUCCCCUAUUUCGUCACUACUUGCAACCACUGCCACCGUCGCCACCACUGCCACCACUGCCACCACUGCCACUACCAGCAGCAGCACCAACAGCAAUGCCACCAACAGCACCAUCACCAGCGGUGUUAGUAGCAGUGGCACUAGCGGCAAGGGGGAGGAGCAUGCGAGGAGGGUGGCAGCAGCGGUGACAGCGAGGCAAGUGGAGUCUUUGGAACGGAUUCUGCGCUCUGCUUCUGACACUCUCAAGGAAAUGGCCAAGGUGGCAGCAGCGCUGCAGAAGCUGACAAGGGAUGCCGACCGGGUUGUAGCGGCGCUACAGCCAAGGCCCACAGAGGACGAGAGGAGCCGCCGACAGGGGCUGCAUGCCAGCCUGACAGAGACAUGUGGCGGGCUGCGAUUGGUUGCUGAUUCGUACUGCAAUGAGCUUGGUCUGAAGCAACAGCUGGUUGCUGCUAUCACGUACAACACGUGCCCAAGUGACAUGGCGGCCAUCCUUGCAGUCUUGGAGGACGAGCCCUGCAUCGACUCUCCACAAG